This is a messenger RNA of Neltuma alba, 1084 nucleotides long. RefSeq names its product protein-L-isoaspartate O-methyltransferase 1-like. Gene Ontology annotation, cellular component: cytoplasm. The transcript is spliced from 4 exons. Lineage: Eukaryota; Viridiplantae; Streptophyta; Magnoliopsida; Fabales; Fabaceae. The coding region runs from base 58 to 942 and encodes 294 amino acids. Gene Ontology annotation, molecular function: protein-L-isoaspartate (D-aspartate) O-methyltransferase activity. Gene Ontology annotation, biological process: protein modification process. The record is from RefSeq and is a predicted model, not a curated record.
UGAGGAGUAUAUGAGGUGGAGGAGGGAGCAUGUGAAGAAGCGAGGAUAGAAGCAGAAAUGGGAACCGCCCCCGUGUCAGCGUACGGUUGCCGCUACUGUUAUGCCUAUGCCCGCCCUGUCUUACCCCUUCAACUCCGAUUCCGGCACCGCCACCUUUUCUUUCAGCCUCACCCUUUCUUCCCCGUUAUCACCACCCUCUCCUCCUUCUGUCCCCUUUUCCCUAACCCUAAGUUCUCUCUCUUCUCUGCCAUGCAGCAACUCUGGUCUGGGAGUGGCAGUGAUAGGAACAGGGCAAUGGUGGAGAAUCUGCGGCGUUAUGGAGUAAUAACAUCAAAUAAAGUGGCCCAAGUAAUGGAGGCCAUCGACAGAGCCUUCUUUGUUCCCGAGGGAAUGCAACCUUAUGCUGACAGUCCGAUGCCGAUAGGGCACAACGCCACUAUAUCUGCUCCUCAUAUGCACGCCUACUGCCUUCAGUUGCUGGAGCAGAACUUGCAGCCUGGAAUGCGUGCUCUGGACGUUGGCUCUGGAUCAGGGUAUCUGACGGCAUGCUUUGGCUUGAUGGUCAGACCCGAAGGCCGUGCGGUGGGAGUGGAGCAUAUUCCUGAAUUGGUUUCCUAUUCAAUAGAGAAUAUUCAGAAGAGUGCAGCGGCUCCUCUAUUGAAAGACAGUUCCCUAUCGGUGCAUUGUGGGGAUGGAAGGCAAGGGUGGGCGGAGUGUGGUCCGUAUGAUGCAAUUCACGUGGGAGCAGCGGCAGAAGAGAUUCCAGAAGCACUGAUGGAGCAGUUGAAGGAAGGAGGGAGAAUGGUGAUUCCAGUCGGGAACAUGUUUCAGGAUUUACAGGUCGUCGAUAAGAACUCCGAUGGUUCUCUCACCAUCCGAACCGAAACUUCUGUUCUUUAUGUGCCUCUCACUAGCCCUGAUGCUCAACUACGAGGCUACUAAUAUAGUUUUGGAAUUCAAAUGUUCUUUUUUUCCGUGAAAUUCAUGACAAGAACAAUUCGAUUUUCUGCUCAGAAGAGUAUAGGUCCUCAUUCCUCUCGUGCCUUGUAGCGGUUGCUCGGCAAAUGCACGUGUGAUUAUAAUG